Messenger RNA from Fonsecaea erecta, 1662 nucleotides. RefSeq lists its product as hypothetical. Lineage: Eukaryota; Fungi; Ascomycota; Eurotiomycetes; Chaetothyriales; Herpotrichiellaceae. The record is from RefSeq and is a predicted model, not a curated record. Gene Ontology annotation, biological process: protein O-linked glycosylation. The coding region runs from base 1 to 1662 and encodes 553 amino acids. Gene Ontology annotation, molecular function: alpha-1,3-mannosyltransferase activity. The transcript has a single exon. Gene Ontology annotation, cellular component: Golgi apparatus.
AUGGCAUUCCUGGGAGCCCUGUUACCGCGAAACCCGGCAAAGUUCCUCCUUGUCGCUUUCAUCCUUGAGACUUUUUACAUCCUAUUCUUUCAUCAUAAUGCAAGGGAGCAGGCUGAGAUACAGCGCACGACGCUGACGAAACAUUACUCUCUGGGAGAAACUUUCGCCCAAACCUCGAGCUCCGAGGACCAUGGACUGAUGAGCAUCAAAGUCGCGGCCUUGUCUGACCUCGCGGAACACUACCUCGAGAAUCCGUCGCUCGAUACCCACGAAGUCAACGCCGUUGUGUCGCAGCUGUUCCCUUGGUGGAACCCGUCAACAUUGAAAUACUACCCGUGGAAGAAGCUACAAUCAUGGAAGUCGAGGAUCAUUUCCAGCAUGGAGUCGACGGGACCAAGCACGGGCAUCGUCAUGAGUGUGAUGGAUUCAUUUGCGAAGGAGGCCGCACACUUGAUUGGAUCUCUUCGGAACGUCCAUGGCUGCCAGAUCCCGAUCGCCAUUGCCUACGUAGGAGAUGACGACCUGCAGCCCCAGACGCGAGAGUUCUUGAGGAGACGGGGCAAGGACAUCACUUUCAUCGACCUCACCACGGUCUUUGACCAGGAGCUCGUCCAUCUGCAAGGAUACGCCAUCAAGCCGUUCGCGCUCCUCGCCAGUCCCUUUCCGCGAACGAUUUUGAUGGAUGCCGAUGCCAUCUUCUUCUCCAACCCGGACAAGUUGUUCGACGAGUACCCGGGCUUGCGGGAUACCGGGGCUCUGUUCUUCCACGAUCGGAACAUCAUGUCAGGAACCUCGAGACAGGAGUGGCUCGGGCACCAGCUGGAAGCGGCCGCUCGGCCCACUUCGACUUACAUGAAUGAGAGCUCCCUCUUCUAUCGCGGGUAUUCCAGCGAAGAGGCCGACGCCGCCGUCGUCUGUGUCGACAAGUCACGAGUUGGACUGUACAUGGCGGUGCUGUUUACGUGCUGGAUGAACACGAAGGAAGUCCGGGACUCGUCGACGUUCAGGGUCUGGCACGGUGAUAAAGAGUCAUACUGGGUGGCCACCGAACUGAUGGGUGUGCCCUACUCGUUCGAACCGUGGUACGCGGCCCGAAUGUCUCAGUCGCAGGAGACGGGGAUCCCAUUACUACUCGACGAUGACGAGGAGUGGGAGAAGCAGCACCCCCGACUCUCCGAAGCAGCGCAGGACAUCGCCGAUGUGUCCAACCACACCGAAACCCCUCCGCCAGAGCACAGCUCUUGCACACUACACAUGGCUCACUCCGACGCCUGGGGCAUUGAGCCGCUGUGGGCUAACGGGGCACUCUGGUACGACAAGGGAAACAAGGACCACGGUCUCAGCAACUGGACGCACUGGUACCUGGGUGAACGCGUGCACGACGUGCUCAAAGCAUUCCUCUCUGGCGGGGCGGCGGGAGACGACGACGAGGAUGACGACGCAGCCAAGAAACGACAAGAGGAAGUGGAACAACAGAUCCUGGCCACGCAGCCUGAGUGGCUGUUCAUGGACUGGCCGCGCGACUACGAGACGUGCUUCAAGCGGGACCAGCCCCGGUGGAGGCAGCUGUCGGAUGAUUUUCGAGAUAGGCUGGAGCGGAUGCUGGGCGAGGUGAGGCGGGUGGAGGUCGAGUACGAGAUUGAGCUGCGAGGGGACGAUUGA